AUGUUAUCAAGCAUAUCCAUACUAUCAGCCAUACUGCUACUCGCUGCGAGGGACGUCAGCGCAGCCAUCUGUUACGACGGUUACGGAAGACGAUACUAUUGCAAUGGAGGAUUGUCGUGGGGUGCCAGACUAGGUAUCGGCCUCGGGAUUGCAUUCGCGAUCAUAGCCUGCUUUGCUCUUUGCGGUUAUUGGCGUCGAAAACAACUGAAGAACCAAUUCUCGAAAUACCGACCCCCCGCUCUUCCUUACAACAACAACGAUCAGAACGCUCAAAACCCAUAUGUCAACAACCCACCUCCUCCACAAGGACAAUGGGGUCAGGGUCAGUCGUAUCACGGCAAUUCAAACUAUAAUGAUAACCCUUACGGAAACAACCCUACGGCUCCGGCUCAAGCUUAUCAACCUUCGAUGGCUGGACAGUACCAAGCCAGGAACUCGAACGAGAAUGAGCAUGAGCAUGGGUACGAGUGGGCGCAAGCCAGAGAAGCUGAAAGGUUAGAGAGAGAACAAGCUCAAGCUGCCAACGGUGCAAAUGCCCCGCCAGGAUAUGAGGUUGCAACGAGCCCUCAAAAUACCGGUGCUACCAAUACAAACUAUCAACCUCCCGCCGGUCCACCUCCAGCCAAAACCCACUAA
Molecule: messenger RNA, 636 nt
Organism: Kwoniella mangroviensis CBS 8507
Lineage: Eukaryota; Fungi; Basidiomycota; Tremellomycetes; Tremellales; Cryptococcaceae
Exons: 4
Coding region: 1-636 (211 amino acids)
Source: RefSeq, a predicted model, not a curated record